This is a messenger RNA of Diospyros lotus (date-plum), 6242 nucleotides long. RefSeq names its product anaphase-promoting complex subunit 1. Gene Ontology annotation, cellular component: anaphase-promoting complex. The coding region runs from base 205 to 5667 and encodes 1820 amino acids. NCBI's taxonomy places the organism in Eukaryota, Viridiplantae, Streptophyta, Magnoliopsida, Ericales, Ebenaceae. The transcript is spliced from 37 exons. Gene Ontology annotation, biological process: anaphase-promoting complex-dependent catabolic process; metaphase/anaphase transition of mitotic cell cycle; protein K11-linked ubiquitination. Gene Ontology annotation, molecular function: molecular adaptor activity. The record is from RefSeq and is a predicted model, not a curated record.
GAAAAAAAGCGGAGACAAAGCCAAGGCUUCAUCAUGACUAGGGUUUUAAGUUUGACGGAGGGUCUCUUCUCGGCCACGCACAGUCAAAUACACAAAAAGGGCGGGAGACAUAAACAGUCCCCCUGCUUCAUCUCCAUUUCCAUUCCUUUCUUCUCCUUCGAUCCAAUCGACUCUAUCUCCAACGACAAUUGAAUCCACGCCACCAUGUCAUCAGGGGUUCGCCGCCUCACGGUCCUCGGCGAGUUCAAACCCUUCGGCUUAGUCGCCGAAGCCCUCGACGGAAAGCCCUCCGACAAUGUUCCCGUCGACAAGUACAGUUACCUACUCUUCGACCCCGAAAUCGUCCGCCAAAGAGACGGCUCCGACGACUCCGACGAGUUUCCCUCCGGUGAACUCCGCGGCGAUCACGAGCUUUUCAUUCGAGGGAAUCGGAUAAUAUGGACUACAGGCUCACGAGUUUAUAAGAGAUUUACCUCACCUUCCCCGGUCAUCAUGGCAUGCUGGUCUCGCCUGGGCAAUAUGUGUGAAGCUGUUCUGUGCGUCCUACAAAUUGAUAGUUUAACAAUCUAUAAUGUAUCAGGUGUAGUAGUAUCAGUUCCUCUUCCUCGUACCAUCACGUCAAUAUGGCCGCUUCCAUUUGGUUUACUACUUGAACAGGAAGCUGAAGGCAGCACACCAAAAUAUCCUUCUUUUUCUUCUCCAAGCUCUUCGUUAAGUGCACGUGAUGUCUCUCGUCCCAAAAGAGAAGUUGGAUUCAGUCCACAACAAAAUUUUGCUAUAGCUAAUGCAUAUGAUUAUCGUACAAUUGGAUGUGGAGCUUCAAUGUCCUCACAUUUUAUUCUGAAAGAUCCUCUGGAGGAACCCCAGUCAACUUACAUUGAGGAAAGGGGAAAGUUGAACAUAAUGAAGGAAUUUGAUGAGAGAACAAUCUGGACUAGUCAUCAUGUUCCUCUAAUGGCAUCAUAUAAUAAAGGAAAGCUGCAACAUUCCUUGUGGGUGGUAGAAGCCCUUGGCUCUAAUCUGGAGGUUGCAAAUUCUAAGUUAUCCGAUGUGGUUCCUAGUGGAGUAUUACCAAAACAACUCUCUUUCCGAAGGAUAUGGCAGGGGAAAGGUGCACAGGCAGCUGCUAGUAAGGUUUUUCUGGCAACUGAUGAUGAUGCAGCUCCUAUUAUUUGUUUGCUUCUUCGAGAGCAAAAGAAGUUGUUGUCAUUAAGGCUUCAAAGUGUGGAGAUUAAUAAUGAAAUUCUCUUUGACAUUAAACCUGACAUGAGCUGGAGCAUACCUGCAAUUGCUGCUGAAUCUGUCACUGUAACUCGUCCUAGCAUUAAAGUUGGACUCUUGCCAUUCGGAGACAUCAUUGUUCUGGCUCCUGACAGCACCCUUCUUCUUUAUUCUGGGAAGCAGUGCUUGUGUAGGUACAUGUUACCUUCUUCUGUGAGCAAAGGUCAGCUAUCCACUAAUUCACUGCCGUCACAGAAGGUGUCUGUUCUUCAUGAUCUAAAAAUUGUUGGAUUGGAUGAUGCUGUUGAUGGGCGUAUCAACGUAACAGUGAACAAUGGGCAGAUCUUUAGAUGUGCACUUCGGAGAAGCCCUUCGUCUUCCUUGGCCAAUGAUUGCAUAACUGCAAUGGCUAUGGGACUUACUUCUAGCUUUUAUAAUCAUUUUCUUGUCCUUCUUUGGGGCGAUGGUGAUUCUGCUUAUUUAUCUAAGGCUGAUGCUAGUGUUGAUUCAGAAUGGGAGUCAUAUAGUAAUAUUUUAUUGCAAAUGUGCUCAAAAUCUCGAUCCAUUCCACAAAGACCUUCAGAUUCUAUUUCAUGCUCUUCAUGGGACUUCCUUAUCAACAGCAAAUUUCACAAGAACUAUUGGAAAACUAAUGUUAUCACUGGAAUUUCAGCUGGAAGUUCCCUUGACUUUCAAGAAUCAGGUUCCUCUGGAUCAUUUACAGCUUGUGCACAAAGUCCAGAUAAGUCAUUCUACUCUCAGCUAUUGAUGGAGACUUUGGAUACUCUGCAUGCAGUAUAUGAAAGUUUGAAACUGGACAAUCUUCGUAAACGAGAUUUGGGCCUCCUGGUAGUUCUGUUGUGUAAUAUUGCUGAUUUUCUUGAAGAGGGAAACUAUUUGGACUAUUAUAUUCGUGAUUUUCCUGGUCUUUCUGAAAAGUAUGGGAUAAGGAGUUCAUCUUCCAGGAAAACUCCUCCCAGUUUAUUCAGAUGGCUUGAGAACUGUUUACAACAGGGAUGUAAUUCCGCUAAUACCAUGGACCUUCCGCCUCUAAUAUGUAAAGACGAAAGUUCAGUUUUGAGCUGGGCCCGGAAGAUAAUAGCAUUUUAUAGUCUCCUUUGUGGUUCAAAACUCUCAAGAAAGAAUCUGUCAUCUGGUGUUUGCUGUAACGUUGCUCCCGGAUCAUCUUGUAACUGUGAGGAGCUGACAGUCUUGGCAAUGGUUGGGGAAGGAUUUGGAUUGCAACAACUAGAUUUGCUGCCUUCUGGUGUAUCACUUCCUCUACGACAUGCAUUGGAUAAAUGCCGGGAGUCUCCUCCAACAGAUUGGCCUGCAGCUGCAUAUGUUCUUCUUGGUAGAGAAGAUUUGGCAUUAUCUCGUUUGUCACAUUCAACCAACUCUGAACCUCAUACCACUGUCAACUUAGUUUCCAUGUCCACACCGUACAUGCUACAUCUACAUCCAGUAACAAUUCCUUCAUCAAUUUCUGACACAAAUGGGUUGGAGACUACCAAGUUUGAGGAUGCAGAUUCUGUUGAUGGAUCCAUGAUUGAUGGUAUGGAGCAUAUUUUCAACUCUAGCACACAGUUGCAAUAUGGUCGUGAUCUGCGAUUAAACGAGGUUAGACGUCUUUUAUGCUCUGCAAGACCUGUGGCAAUUCAGACAUCUGUUAAUCCUACUGCAUCUGAUCAGGACCUUCAACAGGCUCAGCUGUGGCAGCUUGCUCAAAGGACUACUGCUCUUCCUUUUGGCCGAGGGGCUUUUACUCUUGCAACCUCUAGUACUCUUUUAACAGAGGCACUCACAGUACCAAAGCUUGUGUUAGCAGGUCGGUUGCCUGCCCAACAAAAUGCAACUGUUAAUCUGGACCCAAAUAUAAGGAAUAUACCUGAACUUAAAUCUUGGCCUGAGUUUCACAAUGCUGUUGCGGCUGGGUUAAAGAUGGCACCCCUUCAGGGAAAGAUGUCCAGAACGUGGAUAAUAUACAACAAACCUGAAGAGCCCAAUGUUAUUCAUGCUGGGCUCCUCCUUGCAUUGGGUUUACAUGGACAUCUGCGUGUUUUAACUAUAACUGACAUAUACCAAUAUUACUCCCAGGAACAUGAAAGCACUACAGUAGGCUUAAUGCUUGGCCUAGCUGCAUCUUAUAGGGGGACUAUGCAACCAGCAAUAUCAAAGUCACUGUAUGUACAUAUACCAGCUCGCCAUCCAUCUUCUUUUCCAGAGUUAGAGUUACCAACCCUUCUGCAGUCAGCAGCGCUCAUGUCUGUUGGGCUUCUUUAUGAAGGCUCAGCACACCCCCAAACUAUGCAAGUUCUUCUGGCUGAAAUAGGCCGUAGAAGUGGAGGUGACAAUGUUCUUGAAAGGGAGGGUUAUGCUGUUUCUGCAGGAUUUGCUCUUGGACUUGUUGCUUUAGGUCGAGGGGAAGAUGCUGUUGGUUUCAUGGACACCUUUGUUGAACGACUAUUCCAAUAUGUUGGUGGCAAAGAACUUCACAAUGAGAUUUCUCUCCCAUUGACUCUAUCAGCAGAUGAUCACAAUCGUGGUGCUGGGCAGAUGAUGGAUGGGGCAGCUGUCAAUGUGGAUGUCACGGCACCUGGAGCUGUAAUUGCUUUGGGUUUAAUGUUUUUAAAGAGUGAAUCAGAGUUCGCGGUGUCCAGGCUUUCCAUUCCUUGUACAUGUUUUGGUUUGCAUUAUGUGAGGCCUGACUUUAUAAUGCUUCGUGUGAUUGCUCAAAAUUUGAUAAUGUGGAGUAGGGUUCAUCCAUCCAAAAAUUGGAUUCAGUCCCAGGUCCCUGAAAUUAUCCAAAAUGGUGUCCGGGACCUUGGAAAUGAAAUGGGCGAUGUAGAUGAAAUGAAUGCUGAGGCAUUUGUUCAAGCAUAUGUCAACAUUGUGACAGGAUCAUGUAUUUCUAUAGGGUUGAGAUUUGCCGGUACAAAAAAUGGAGACGCUCAGGAGUUACUUUAUGAGUAUGCUGUAUACAUCUUGAAUGAGAUUAAACCUGUUUCUAUUAGAAGUGGAACUUCAUUCCCAAAGGGAUUGUCUCAGUAUGUUGAUCGGGGCACAUUGGAGAUAUGCCUUCACCUUAUUGUUCUCUCCCUUGCUGUGGUAAUGGCAGGUUCUGGGCAUCUUCAAACUUUCCGGUUUUUGAGGUUCCUUCGAAGUCGGAACUCUGCAGAUGGUCAUGCUAAUUAUGGUACUCAAAUGGCGGUGAGCUUAGCUAUUGGUUUCUUGUUUCUUGGUGGUGGAAUGCGGACUUUUUCCACUAGCAACAGCUCCAUUGCUGCUUUGCUAAUAACAUUGUAUCCGCGCUUACCUACAGGGCCAAAUGACAAUCGAUGCCAUCUCCAGGCAUUUAGGCAUUUGUAUGUCCUUGCUACUGAAGCUCGCUGGAUUCAAACAGUUGAUGUUGAUACAGGCCUUCCAGUUUAUGCUCCUCUUGAAGUUACAAUUAGAGAAACUGAACAUUAUGAAGAGACAAGUUUUUGUGAGGUCACUCCUUGUCUUCUCCCAGAACGUGCUGUUCUGAAGACUGUCCGCGUUUGUGGUCCUCGAUAUUGGCCUCAAGUCAUAGAACUUGUUCCUGACGAGAAAUCAUGGUGGAGCUCUGGAGAUAAGAAUGAUCCCUUCAACUCUGGUAUCCUCUAUAUCAAGCGGAAAGUUGGGGCUUGUUCAUAUGUGGACGAUCCUGUUGGAUGUCAGUCACUGUUGUCACGAGCAAUGCACAAGGUUUUUGGUUUAAGAAGUAUGAGAGCUUGUAUUCCAAGUACUGACAACUGCUUGAGAGCAGGUUCAGUUACUGUUGAUCAGCUUGUUAGCACCUUCUCAUCUGAUCCAAGCUUAAUUGCGUUUGCACAACUUUGCUGUGACCCCUCCUGGAACAGCAGAUCCGAUGCUGAUUUUCAAGAAUUCUGUUUGCAAGUGUUAUUUGAGUGUGUGAGCAAGGACAGACCAGCCCUUUUACAGGUCUAUUUGUCACUGUACACGGUGCUUGGGUGUAUGACAGAUCAGAUUACUGGUUGUCCAUCAAUUGUGGGUGACUCGCUUUUCAUCUCUAGUUUAAAGAUUGCACUAGCAUACAAUGAAGCUCAAAGAGGAACAUUAAUGAAUUCAAGAGGAAGCAUCAUCCAGUCAACUUUUUUGGGAUCGCUCAGGAUGCGAGUAGAGGAGCUCCUAAACUUUUCUUUCACUUUGGAAAGUAAUUUCUGUAAUUAUAUGAAAUCAGGGAGAUGGCCUGACAGGAACUCUGAGAAUGGAAAUCACUCCACACUUUUGUCGUGGUAUCUGCAGUGGCACAACAUACCAUCUCCCUCUGUGAUUAAAAGUGCAGUCGCAAAGAUCAAGCCCAUGCAUGGAUCUUCUUCAGUUCCCUUGUUGCAUCUGUUAUUACCAAGAACAGACAUCAAUGCAAUAAGGGAAAUUGACAAAUUCUUCCUCUCAGGUUGAUUGUUAAGGCGCAUUUUUCACUUUUGUUGCUCUACAAUGCAAAGAGAAGUCUCCAUGCAUCUGUUUUACAAGCACAGAAUGUAGAUCGUACCACAAAGAGAAUCGGAAGUUCGCACAAGUCGAGCUUGUACCUUUUGUGAACAUCAAGACUUGAAAGCCCAAUUGCAUCACCAGUUAGACGGGGGUUUGGGAGCACGGCUAUCCCAAAAUUUGGAAGCCUAAUCACGCCGCCAGUUAGUCUGGGCUUGGAGACCCUGCUGGCUGUGACUACACUGGUGAAGCGUAAAUUUAACUUCACCACCUAUCCAUUGUGUAUUUGUAGAAUGAAAAUGUCUGCAACGAUAUCUGAUAAAUCGUGCCUGUGUUAUCGUGAUAGUGUCGUGUAGAGUUGUGAAGAAAAUAUGUUGUAGUAUUGUACCAUGGAUGCUAUUUAUGGCCAAAACUAUGACCAUCAAAUUAUGUAUACCAUCACUGAGUGAUCAGAAUUGAUAUUGGAGAAACUAUUGAAUACCAUGUCCAUGUUUGAUGCCUAGAAACUGUAAUCCAGCACUUUCUAACGAACAAUGCCAUCAAUC